AUGGCUGAGCCUGAUACGCACUCUCAGCGACGGUCCUCGUCCCAGGCCUCAUCUGUGUCGAGCAGGAGCCAAAAGGCUAAGACACUUCGUGCUAAAGCCCCAAAACGGCAUUCGGCCUCCAACACCCCGAACACGCCCAAAACACCGACAGACCUGACCUCGUUUCCUUCGCUUUCGCCGCCCAAUGAUACUUCUACCCUCACCCGAGGUUUGUCAAAUGCGCUCUUGACCGACUUUGAUGAAGAUGGUGCUGGCGAAACGAAUCGCGGCCGUAAGGCCACAUUGGCACGGCUUACAAGUGGCUUGUCCAAUACCUCCGACCGGGCAGCGCUCUUUGAAGACUCCGUUCCAACGCGCGAUAUCCCCGGCGCUUUGCACCUAGCCGAUGACGCGCAUAUCGAACGACUGAUCGCGAAUACAGGCGCCACGAAGAUCGUGAGGCAAUUCGCGCGCGAUCUAGCCCAACGAGAUGCGGAAAUCUCGGCGCUCCGACAACGUGCCGAUGCGAGGGAGCGGGAGUUGAAGAGAAUGCUUCGGGAGGUGUCUGUCUCCAGUCAAGAUAUCGAGCGUCGACUGUAUCAGCUGGAAAAUUCGCCACGAGAUGAUCACAGAUCGGACGGUGAAAGCAGCAAUGACCAGACGGGCCAAUCCUCGGGCCUCAAUGGACUCAUGUCCCAGGCGAUGACCGAUGCCGUUGGCUCUCGGCUCUACGUGGAGCCACUGAAUGACUCUGGAGAUCUCCAGGCUACAAUACGCGCUCAAAGAUCAGAGAAUGAUACCCGCAUGGGCGGCUCCAGCACGGAUUCAAGCAAUACGCGAAAACGACAGAGCUCCGGCCGCGGCUGGCAAGAGUAUAUUUUCGGCUCGACCUCGGCCAGUCGGAAGACGAGCCGUGCAAGCAGCGUCAAAAGCGACAUGGGAGAGAUUGAAGAAGAAAACACUGAACACCUCCGAGUGCCGAGCAAUCCUUCACGACGCAAAGCUCUCGAUGAGCAGCUGUUUCAACCGCCAGGCGCCCAGCCUAGUGAUGGAUCAGGACGUCGGCUUGCUAGCGCUUCUACCAACGGCGACGAUGCUAGCAUCCACUCUCGCAAAUCCUCUCGCUCUAUGGGUUCGUGGACAGUCAAGUUGUUUGCAGGACAGUCUACAAAAGACUCGAGUGAUUCCGAAACCGGCCGCAAUCAGACAUCUGGAAACCAGGUUAAAGACAAAGCCACCCCAUCUACAUUUGCGGCUUCUUCCAAAGGUGGUUUGUCUGCGGUGGCUGCAUUGAAGCGAAUCAACAGUAAUGCCAGUCUGCCUCCACCUGGCCGCUCUACCAGUGGCUCUAUCAGUACACCCAAGAUGAACCCGUCGACUGGGCGCAGAAGUGCAGCCGGUAGUGUCUCUCAAGGAGGCCCACCCGAGGUCGCAGACCGCAGCUCGACCAACCUCGGCCCUGUUGAGAUGGACGCUAUUCUCCCCCUCGAGUCCCGACCCCCAACUCUCACGCAAACCUACAACGACUCUCAGUCGGGCGAAUUCCUGACGGACCGAUUCGGGUUUAUUUAUGAUCAGCGGCGAAAGAAGCGCCAGCGGGAAGCCAAUGCUCUCAAAAGCAGCAGUCGCCCUCUGAGCAUAACCGAGACACUGGGUAGUCGGCGCAGCGACGCGUCUGAUCCUGAAGAUGAUAGUGAAAUCACCCAGACUUUGCAAACAGCCACUGCAACACCAAGUUCGCCGCCAGUUUCACCUGAAGACCCUGACAGUGGGUCUGUUGGACUACGUCGUUGGCAGGACUAUUUGAAAAUGCCGUCUCGGCCAACUGAGCUGUUGUCUCAUACGCCAUCUGCUGCUCCGAUCAUCUCUUUGACGACUGCGGGAGACAGUCGUCCUCAUAGCUCAUCCGGAGCAAUCGACAAAAAUGUACCGUUGUCUGUCAACUCCAGCGCGCAGCCAUCGGUGUCCACAUCAGCAGUCACCGCUGGCCGUCCCGAGCUUGCGGGUGUAUCAUUCGAUGAAGCCGCCACCGCGCACACAUCAGCUCGCGCUACUCCCACUGAUACCGAGCCGGUGAAGUUGCUUUUGGAGCAAUUGACGGAUCUGCACGAUACACUGCAGCGUGACCGCACGGUGAGGUGGAAUGAGUUUCUGCGCAAAGUGCGUGCUGAGCGUAGGAAAGAAGGCGAAGCAGCAGCGGCCGCGGCGGCUUCUGAUCGGACCGUGACGGCGGUUGACACGCCAGAAGCCAGCCUCGCGGACGGUGAGGUCGUUGGUAUUGCUGGUCUGGGCAACAAAGGCAAGGUUGGCCGUGCCAAGUGGCGUGAAUUCCGGUCACUUGUCCUCGGUGGUAUCCCCGUUGCUCUCCGGGCCAAGGUCUGGUCGGAAUGCAGCGGCGCAUCUGCGAUGCGAAUCCCCGGUUACUACGAUGAUUUGGUGCGAGGAGUCGGCGGAUCGGAACCGGAUUCGUCAGUGGUAGCACAGAUCGACAUGGACAUUCGCCGUACGCUCACCGACAACGUCUUCUUCCGCAAGGGACCCGGCGUUCUAAAGCUCAAAGAAGUGCUUCUCGCUUACUCACGCCGCAACCCGGAGGUGGGCUACUGCCAGGGCAUGAAUCUCAUUGCGGCGUCUCUGCUGCUUAUUAUGCCUACAGCUGAGGAUGCUUUUUGGAUCCUGACGUCGAUGAUUGAAGUCAUCCUGCCACAACACUAUUAUGAUCACGGUCUUUUGGCGUCUCGUGCUGACCAGAUGAUCCUCCGGCAGUACAUCUCUGAGCUGCUGCCCAGACUGUCGGCCCAUCUGGAAGACUUGGGAAUUGAACUGGAAGCAUUGACGUUCCAGUGGUUUCUUUCUCUGUUUACCGAUUGUCUCUCGGCUGAGGCACUGUACCGUGUGUGGGACGUGGUCUUGUGCCUUAAUGUGUCCAGUGCUGUGGCCAAUGGUCCCGCCACGGCUGCAUCAAAUACAAAAGAAGGCGGCGACAAGACAUCCCAAACAGCAGAAGACCAGUUAUCUGGCAGCGGAGGGGGAAGCACAUUCCUCUUUCAAGUUGCGUUGGCGCUGCUGAAGCUUAACGAGCAGCAGUUGCUCACGACCUGCUCGACACCCGCUGCCCUCUACACCUACAUCAACCACCAGAUGACCAACCACGCUAUCAGCAUUGACGGACUAAUCCAGGCCAGCGAGGCCCUUCGAAAUGUCGUUCGCCGGGAGGACGUGGUCUCGCGCCGAGCCACUACACUGCAGGAAAUGCGUGGCGGCAGGAUUUAA
This is a messenger RNA of Penicillium riverlandense, 3252 nucleotides long. RefSeq names its product TBC domain-containing protein. The record is from RefSeq and is a predicted model, not a curated record. NCBI's taxonomy places the organism in Eukaryota, Fungi, Ascomycota, Eurotiomycetes, Eurotiales, Aspergillaceae. Bases 1 to 3252 code for a protein of 1083 amino acids. The transcript has a single exon.